Messenger RNA from Emiliania huxleyi CCMP1516, 741 nucleotides. RefSeq lists its product as hypothetical. The annotation marks the transcript as partial. The transcript is spliced from 2 exons. Gene Ontology annotation, molecular function: protein binding. Lineage: Eukaryota; Haptophyta; Isochrysidales; Noelaerhabdaceae. The record is from RefSeq and is a predicted model, not a curated record.
CGACAGCGGACCGGGUUCUGCGCCCUCUCCGCAGCCGCAACGCAAGCAAGCCCUCGGUGAUGCGGAAUGCUCGCGGGGCCAUGGGCGCGCUGGCCCGCGCGGUCCUCGCCUCGGGCGAGCGUCUCUCGGGCCCACGGUACGCGGCACUCGCCCGGAUCGCCGUCCACGACGACUCCGGCGGCGGAGCAAGGGGCGAGGUGGCGGCGGCGACAGCGGCGGCGGCCGCCGCGUCGCGGAAGGGCGCCUCCUCCUCCUCCCUCGACGCGGAGCUCUCCGAGCUCGUCCUCAACGACGGAGGCAUCGACGCGACCCUCCGCUGGCUUACAGCGGCGCGCGAGCCGUCGACUGCCGCGUUCGUGCCUCUGAUUGAGGCGGCGGUGAGCUGCGGCGACGACGACGCGCUGCUCGCGGCUGGCGGGCUGAUGCGGAAGCGCGGCGUCCGCCCCGACGCCGCGCUCUACACCGCCCUCAUCCUCGGGCGACUGCGGCUCGGGCAGACCGAGCGCGCGCUGUCUGCCUGCGACAAGUGCCUCUCGGACGGUGUGGUGCCGGAGAGCAGGGCACUGACUGCGCUCGUUCGCGCGCUCGCCGACGCGAGCGAGACCGAGGCCGCCAUCUCCCUCUGCCGCCGGCUCCGAAGGCGCGGCUUGCGGCUGCGCGGCGGCGGACCAGCCAUCUCUUCGCUCAUCGCCGCCGCCGCGCGCUGCUCGGCGGCGCCGUUCGAGGCGGUGGCGGUGAUGC